Molecule: messenger RNA, 866 nt
Organism: Pocillopora meandrina
Lineage: Eukaryota; Metazoa; Cnidaria; Anthozoa; Scleractinia; Pocilloporidae
Source: the annotation of a GenBank genome assembly
AUGGCUAGCGCGCCCCGAGAGAGCUUACAAGUGGAGCCUGCAGUGAAAGCUAGAGGAGCAAACCAUGAUUUGCGGCAGAAAAACAACCGCGCCUCGCACAACUGGCAAAAAGUCAGGCUUGCGCUGGAGAUGGAAAAGAAAAAUUGGGUGAAAGGAGCUCAAGAUGAUCGUAAUAAACUUUUGAAGCAACGCGAAGUGCUACGGAGCACAUCGUUGAAUCUAUCAAGUUCCGAUUCGGUUCAAACAGAGGAAGGAGCCUCCGCACAACUUAAGCCACGUCCGCUGUCUUUGAAAGAUGUAUACGAUGCGUUGUUAAAGUCUUCUAAACAACAGCCAAACAACAACGGAUCCGACGUGAAAAGCGUAAAAUCCGAACCAGCGCCAGCUUUAGACAGACGCCAAUCGACUGUAAGCUUUGAACAGAAGCGAGUGGGUAGAAAACCAAUCACUUUCUCUUUGCACGGACUACAGAAAGCAAACAGCAAUCUGCAGAGUAAAAACAAGCUAUGGAGAAAGCUCAACAGCGGGUUCUCACAGCUGAGGAUUCAAAUCAAAUCGAGCGACCUCAAUCUGGACCACCGCCAAGCCAUUUCGACCUGAACGAGGAGGAACUCAGCUUAGGACCGACGCUAAAACUUCCACCAACACAUCUACCACCCAUAACGAAGGGCAUUUCUUUUAAACCUCAUGUUCGGAGUUUUAAAAAGGACGAAGAGUUUAAGAAGCGAGCAAAAGGCGGCGAACAUUCAUUUGAUGAUAUUCGCUACUGCCGAUAUCUACGAAAGAGAGGGCGUUCAAGGUCUGAUACAACUGAACCAAUGAAACUGCAUCAACAGCGCCGAUCUGCUAGAUCUUUACCCUCAUAA